Messenger RNA from Scylla paramamosain (green mud crab), 5743 nucleotides. RefSeq names its product early growth response protein 2b-like. The transcript is spliced from 5 exons. Lineage: Eukaryota; Metazoa; Arthropoda; Malacostraca; Decapoda; Portunidae. The coding region runs from base 534 to 1151 and encodes 205 amino acids. Gene Ontology annotation, biological process: regulation of transcription by RNA polymerase II. The record is from RefSeq and is a predicted model, not a curated record. Gene Ontology annotation, molecular function: DNA-binding transcription factor activity, RNA polymerase II-specific; RNA polymerase II cis-regulatory region sequence-specific DNA binding.
AAUGGGGGGAGUCGGGUACCAGACACGCAGCUCCACCUACGAUGGCACUCACACACCCACCUCCUUCACCAGCAUGCUGUCAGAGCUGCACCACGGACGGGCGUACACCGAUGUGUCGCUGGUGUGUGACGGGGGCAUCGUGAGGGCCCACCGCGCAGUGGCUUUCCCUCUGCUCGCCCUACCUAGCUGUGGUGCUGUCGGCAUGCCCAGAUACUGAUGCUCCUCUACUACUGCCGGAGGUGCCUGUUCAGGAUGUGCUGUACCUGGUGUCCUUCAUCUACAGAGGCCAGGUGGAUGUGCACCAACAGCACAUUGCCUCCUUCUUGAGGACUGCCAAGCAUCUUCAUGUGCUGGGCCUGGAGGAGGGAGACAGGCUGGUCGACUCCCCAAGCAAGUCAGAUGCCAGCUCCUCCACCUCUGGCAGUGAGGCAGGAGAUGACCUCAACACUCAGCAGUUCAUCAAUGGGAAUAACAACAAUGAGAAUGAAGAAGAUGAAGCAGAGGAAGAGGAUGAAGAGGAGGAGGAAGAGGAAAUGAGUGAACAUGCGGAUGCCAUCAAACAUGAACUCACUGUGAAGGAAGAACCAGCAGAGACAGCAGAAGCUACAGCUGACGUGUCCAGUGACGGGAGAAUAGACUUGAACUUUUACCUCCAGCAAGCCAUCCAGAGUGCAUCAAUGCCUUGCCCAUUGUGUAAAAAGGAGUUCAAGAGCCAGUCAGGGCUGCGGGACCACAUCCGCCUGCACACUGGGGAACGACCAUUUGAAUGUGAGUUUUGCCAGAUGAACUUUGCCCGAGCCUCUCACCUGAAGCGCCACCGCCGCAUGCACACUGGGGAGAAGCCCUUCAUGUGUCGCAUCUGUGGCAAGGACUUCUCUCGAGGAGACAAGCUGAAGGACCACCUGCGAAGGCAUGACGCUGAGGACAAGUUGAGUAAAAUUCGGAAGCAGAUCUACAGCCCUGAUGAGGCUGGUGGUGAGGGUGAGUCAGAAGGCCAGGCUGGUGGGGUGGUGGGAGCAGCAGCCUCACAGAUCUUGACCUCCAAGUCUGGCAGCAGUGGACCUGAGCCUGGAUUGAUGCCCCCUGCCAAGCGGCCAGAGGCAGGCCCCCAAAGAAUCCCCAGGCCCACGCCCAGUACCAGCAGGCCAUGACGCAGGUGCCAUCCAUGCUGGUACCUCAGAGUGAGAACUACAUGCCUCACAUGCUGGGUGUCACCAGCAUUGGAGAGUGUAUCCUUAGACCCAUUAACUAGUGUUGUAUUGAUAUGUUGCUCUUCAUGUUAACUAAUGUCAGAGGAGUUGUAAGGACCAGUUUGCCUCCUUAUGGAGUCAGUCUCUUUGGUAGGCUUACUGAGUUAAUUCCUUUGAAAAUAUAUAAAAUGACAAAGUAAGAAAAUAUAUACUUAUAUAUCGUAUAAUUCCUGGUGUAAAACCCAGUUUGUAAUUAGUUCACAUUUUAGAUCAACCAAUGUGCCAUAACCAAAUCAACAUUACUUGGAAUGAUUUGCAAUACUGUAACUUACCUGCACUGGUAUAGUAACACUUUGGGCUACUAGGGUUAUCAGGCUUCGCUGCUGAAGACUUGUAGGAGAAAAGUAAUUUGAUAUUUUUGAUGCAAUAAUGAAUAUACUGAGGAUCCUUGAUAUAUGCAGGCUUGCUGUGUAACAUUACUUACACUUAUACCAUUAAAAAGAUUGUACUAUAGAAAACACUUGAUAUAAGCAGUGAAUUUUAAGGUCAUGUAGUUCACACAGAGAGCAUUGUGUGCUGAGGUCACAAAGUGUGGGAUGUUUGGCUAAGGUCCACAGGAUCACUUGCAUCUGUAGUCUGCAUUGUGGACCAACUACAUCAAGCACACUCAGGCUUGCACUUCAUUGUUGUCAAUUAGUUCACUCCAGCAUGUAGAUCUGAUUGUUGUUACACAUAUCUGAUUUUUGGAAGUAAUUACUCUACAUUCCUCUCUCUCUCUCUCUCUCUCUCUCUCUCUCUCUCUCUCUCUCUCUCUCUCUCUCUCUCUCUCUCUCUCUCUCUCUCUCUCUCUCUCUCUCUCUCUCUCUCUCUCUCUCUCUCUCUCUCUCUCUCUCUCCUCUCUCUCUCUCUCUCUCUCUCUCUCUCUCUCUCUCUCUCUCUCUCUCUCUCUCUCUCUCUCUCUCUCUCUCUCUCUCUCUCUCUGUUAUGAACCCAGUGAUGAGUAAAUGGUCUUGUUUUUGGAGAUUCAGCUUCAUUAUACUCCCCACUAUGUUUCUUGGUUCAUUGCCAUUUCAUGUAUAUGGUGAUGAAGUAAACAUUAUAACUGUACUACUGUAUCAUCACAGUAUCUCAUCCUAGAAAGCAGAAGCCACUUAGUCAAGGAUCCUCUGUAAUUUUGGGCUGCUUGGAUAAAGUGAGGGUGGUUCUUGUGGUUGUUGCGUCACCCCAGGCCAUGACAGUUGACUUAGAAAUGCCAACAAGAAGAUCGAUUGGUGUGACUAGUCUGGUUUUCUCCCCAUAAAUGCAGAAGACAAUCUCCACAAUCAUAUGUUAUUUCUCUUUAGAUAUAUAAGUUCGUACAUAAACACAUUCAUUCACAGGUUCUGUCUGUUUAGGAGAGGUUGGUACACAUUAAGUAACUCACUCCAUUUCAUUGUAACUAAGGUUGAUCAAGUAUUCUCCAGAGAAAUUGUGAGGCUGCAGCUGCACUGAAAGUCAGAAUACAGGAGCAAGAGAGAUGGAGCUUCCCACAGGGUUUGUAUGACUGCGCUCAGAGUGAUAUGAGGCAAGAGGGGGCGUGCCAGUGAGACAAGCAGUGGGAGAGGUUUUAUACCAAAGCUCAUCUUACACACUAGCACCAUGUAACCUUGAUGUUGUGGCACCAAGAUUAAGCUCUCAAUAAAUUAAUCAGUCAACUUAUAUGACACAAAAUCAGCUAUUUUAGUUAAUAUGAGAUGUAGUUAUUGCAGAACUCAAGCAUACAUUUUGAUACUCCAUAAAAUGAAAGGUAAAGGAACUGUGAUGGGUUAGAUUUAAAGAAUUUCUAUAAUGUUUUAUAAUGCAUUUUACAUAUGCCUGCAAUUUGCUACAACUAUUUAAUGAUUCCUAAAAUAUACAAUUUUAUUGUAUAUAUGAAAAUGCUCACUCUCUCUCUUGCUUGCUUUCUCACUCCUGCAUGGCCACACCCUAGUAGUGGCAGGGAGAAGAGUGGUUAGAUGGAAGAAAUGUUGUUGGCUCCUUGAGUUGUGAGUGUCCCUCAGGGAGGAAAUACAUCUGGGGCUGUGUUUGCCGCUGGUCCAGCAGUUGUGGUCUGUCUGAAACUUGCAAAUAUUUUGGAUGACUGGUUAUCCUGGAACUGGUAAAAGAAAAGGAUAUGCUAUGAAUAUUAAUGGAGAAGAUAUUAUUGGUCUAGAAAUAAAGGUGUAUAAGGACAGAGUAAAACAUAAAAAUGUAAAUAAUACUUACUAGCAAUGAAUUUUAUAGCUUGGAACAAAAUUAAAAGGCCAAUGGAUACUUUAAUAGCUUAUUGUGAAGGCGGGAGAAUGUGCAUCAUGUUCACUAUAUUGUACUGCAAAUUAGAAAUUCUAAUAACUUAAAAGAAAUGUAUUUGAAACUUCAAAAAUAGCUGAAACAAAAUAAUAUCAUACAAUAUGAUAAUUGUGAAUAAGCUCAUAUAUUUUGCUUCAUAGGUAAAUAAAUGUUGAUAAGUAAUCGAUACUAUUAAAUGAGAUCAAUAUUGUACAUUAAGUUUGUUGAUAAAGUUGAAAAAAGGGAUACUUAGCAAUUCUUGAGAAAUAUGCUCGAUAAUGAUCUGAAGAGAGAGUUGGUUUAGUUCUGUAACUUCUACAAGAUCAUAUUGUAAAUAAUAUUUUAUUUGUAUUAUUUAGCACAAUAUUAUUUUGCUGAACACUUCAAAUUAACAAUGUUCACUGAACCCCAAACAAAGAAAAAUGGAAGAUUUUGUUUUAUAACAAAAUCUUCCACUUAUGAUUCUUCAUAAGUGUUGAGAGAAUCCAAUUUGAUUUGAUUUAGAAAUCAUGAAAAUUAGGACUUAUUAAAGCAUGAAGAGCUAUUUUCAUCCCCAAAACUGCCUUGCUAAAUUGUCUUUCAGCUACAAUUCCACCCUGUCUUCCUCCGUCUUGCAAGAGAGUGUAGCUGCCUUGCAUAUAUCUGUUCUCUGUUUUCAAAGAAAAAAGUUAAAUGUGUACAAAUAUUCAAUUGGUGAUGGUAAUUAUGUUAACCACACAUACAGUGUUUGUAUUAUAGUGUUGAGACAUAAUAGUGCACAUAAUGUCAAAUCAUUAUUCACUCAAUGUACGUACGUAAUGUUAGGAACACGUCACAUGUACUCACUGUACCAUUACUCAUAUCAUGCAGACAUUCAUCUCAUCAUUUAUUACUAAACAUAGAUAGCAGUGAUUAUAUUUUGAUAAGAAAAUUACUCUACUAUUAUAAUACUGUUCAGUUGUAAAGGAGUGAAUUUCAAACUAGCACUACAGGUGUGUGUCUGGAAAAGAAUAUUUUAUUGUAUUUAUUGUGUCCACCUGCCUGGGUUGUGUUUCAUUAUCUAUAAUAACCAAGAAAUGAUGAAGAAAAACAAACUUAAAUGAGACAGUUGAUAAAGAAAAUUGUAGUGCUGUUAUGUGAAAGUUUUGUCCAGGUGUACAGGAAUUAAUUUACAAUGACAAUUUUGUUUGUGACAGGUAUUUCAUCAGAGUAUGUAUGUGUAAUUAACAAACUUGGAAAUUUCAAGAAGAUAUUUUCAAACAGUAUGAAUGCAUGACUUAAUAGUGACCAAAAACUUUAAUGAAAUCAGUAGUUUGUGUAAGAGACAACAAAUUCAGUCACUUAAUUACCACAUGAGUUGACAAUAGCAUUGGGUGUUUGCUAAAAGAGACCAGAAAUUAUGGUUAAAUAAUUAAAAGUAAAAAAAAAAAGCAUUAUGUUAAAUAAUGAAUAAAGGAAAAGGAAAGCUAUGUAUGGUAAAAAUUUAGUGACUGUAUUUUUGAAGUGAAAUUAUCUUGGAGUUUCCUCAAAGUUUAGAAAUUAAGAAGUUUGAAGAUAACUAAACCAAACUCAGAAUUGCAUUGGCAGUGGUGGUGAUGGUGUUGUUAAGGCGCUGUACACUAACUACAUAAGCAACACCGCCUCACUUAGGUGACACUCAGGCUCUCACUGUUGACUUUAAGAUUAAGCCAUUUCCUGUACUAGUUUCUAUAUUAUGUAUCCAUUUAAGUGUAAAGUAACUGAAGCACCUUAAUGACAUAUUCUUAAUCAAAUUCUAUGGAGUAGUACAAAUUAUUUAUAUUCAUCAUAGUGUCAGUAUGCUUUAUAGUAAGCAAAUGGGAACAUGAUAUGAAGAGGACUGUUGUACGUGUUCUUUCACUGCUGUGGCAUCAGGAAUAACUAGAGCUGUGGUUGACUUGACAGACUCAUUAUGCUAUCAGUCUGUAUGGAUGGUGUGGCUAAAACACUGGUGAUCCUAUCUGGACCUCUUGAUGACAGUGUAUGAGGCUUUGUUGAAGGGACUACAAAUCUGACUUUGACCCCUGUGGCUGCCAUCAUGCUUGUAGAUCUCCUCCUCCUCCUCCUCCUCUUCCUCUGUUUCCUACUCCUCCUCCAAUAUUCACAACUGACAUUGUGCCUUAUAACUAAGGAUUAGUGUGUGUGUGUGUGUGUGUGUGUGUGUGUGUGUGUGUGUGUGUGUGUGUGUGUGUGUGUGUGUGUGUGUGUGUGUGUGUGUGUGUGUGUGUGUGUGUGUGUAAGAGUAAUAA